AUGUAUUAUACUACUCCUGCAGGUGUAUACAUCAGGGAACUAAAAGAAUCGAAAGAAGUUCAGGAGUACGCAGUCACUGUUGAACCAAAGUUCAAGGAAUUUAGCGGUAUGCGGUCAGCCGAUUUCUCUAUGAACAUUGUUCUCCAAUCGGACGUUGAUUAUGUACAACAUCCUAGCCUCUUCAUGCUGACAUCUGAGGGCAGAAGUUUUACUUUGAAAGUCGAUCCAACUCAGCUCUCUCGUGGGGGUGUCUAUUUUACUGAAGUGAGUAAGCUAUGAUA
Molecule: messenger RNA, 281 nt
Organism: Cylicostephanus goldi
Lineage: Eukaryota; Metazoa; Nematoda; Chromadorea; Rhabditida; Strongylidae
Source: the annotation of a GenBank genome assembly